AGGAGCGGCCAAUAAGAGCGCGAGAAGAUUCCACGUGUCACUUAUCGGAAUCUUGUUUAGUAAAAAGCGCAGCUGCAAAAAAAAUCGAGUAGAGAAGUAGGCAGACGAAGAAGAAGAAGAAGAAGAAGUUAUCGGUGUGCUUCAAUGGCGAUAUCAGUAGCAGCUUCGUCCUCUGUGGCCGUGAUAGUUCCACGUGUCCCCGCCAUCUCCACCCGUUGCUCCGCCGUCCCUUACCUUCCUCCUCGCUCCUUUGGCCGAUCCUCUUUCACCGUUCCGUUGAAGCUAGUUUCAGGGAAUGGAUUGCAAAAAGUUGAAUUGAUGAAGACAAGAGCGUCUUCAGAAGACACCUCGUCCAUUGACACCAACGAACUCAUCACAGAUUUGAAGGAAAAGUGGGAUGGUCUUGAGAACAAAUCGACUGUACUUGUAUAUGGAGGAGGAGCCAUUGUUGCUGUUUGGUUAUCUUCCAUUGUUGUUGGUGCCAUCAACUCUGUUCCUCUGCUUCCGAAAGUUAUGGAACUUGUCGGUCUCGGGUACACUGGAUGGUUUGUCUACAGAUACCUUCUCUUCAAGUCAAGCAGAAAGGAAUUGGCUGAGGAUAUUGAAUCCUUGAAGAAGAAGAUCGCAGGAAGCGAAUAGAUUCAUUUUCAAAUAAACCAGCUUUCUUUCU
Molecule: messenger RNA, 670 nt
Organism: Arabidopsis arenosa
Lineage: Eukaryota; Viridiplantae; Streptophyta; Magnoliopsida; Brassicales; Brassicaceae
Source: the annotation of a GenBank genome assembly